This is a messenger RNA of Oppiella nova, 520 nucleotides long. Lineage: Eukaryota; Metazoa; Arthropoda; Arachnida; Sarcoptiformes; Oppiidae. The record is from the annotation of a GenBank genome assembly.
UAACGACGUGUGUCAGGAGGACUGGCUUGAGAUAUAUGAGGUGCUGUCCAGUGGUCGCGAAAUAAAAUACGGCAGAUAUUGCUGGUCCACAGCCCCGGGUCCUAUCAUUUCCGACUUCGGGGUCAACCGAAUGAAAGUAAUUCUCAAUACGGAUGAGACGGGUGUGUCGAGUGGGUUCAGUGCCAGCUAUACCUUCAUGGAUGGUGCCAACUCUUAUGGAGAUUGCGGAACUAAUAUAACCGGCGAAGAGAACGGUGUGAUAACAACUCCCAAUUACCCUAAUGGUUAUCUGGCACACAGACAAGUGUGUACCUGGUACAUUACCGUCCGGCCCCGUUAUAAAGUGCUCCUAUAUUUUGAAACAUUUCUAGUCGAAGGCGAACCUUCAUCUCGUGGUUGUUCUGGUGCUGUAGUGAGGGUUUGGUUAGAUCUGAGUCAACAGCCCGUAGAGCUGUGUGGAAGUGAACUAAACAACGAAACCAUUCAAUUGAUUUCGACCACAAAUUUGCUCAAAAUUACG